AGUUUACAAGUCAUCAUCCUUUUUCACUCACACCUAAAGAAACCGUCAAAUGAAACUUCUUACCAUCAACAUUUUCUUAUAGUGUGUGUGUAUCUCACACGCUCACAUUUAAAAGUAAUUUUGAUCAAAUUCUAUCUAUUUUUUGUUUUAUCGAUGUUGGAAUAAAGUUUCGCUUUUUAUUAUUUCAUUCACUUUUUUUCCAUCAAAUUGGCAAGUUUGUGCAUUUUUUGCUUCCCUUUUACUUGUGUUAUCAACAAAACGGAGUAUUCUGUCACUAGUUAGACUCACAUAAAUAAUUAAUUAACCGUGCUCAAUCAACUGUGAUACAUCUAAUUUAUAACAAACAAAAAGAUUGUUAUCAGUUCGUAACAAUUGAUAUUGCCGUUAAUCGCUUUUACCCUGACUAACUUGAUCUUCCUCUCUCUCUCUCUCCAUCCUCAUUCAGGCAAACAUCGGAGGCUGAUCUACAAGAAAACGACGAGUGAAGACUCGAAAAAAAGAAAGAGAAGAAGAAGAAAAAACGAAAGACCAGAAAAGAGGGAAAAUGAGAUGAGAGAUGAGACGCGAUGAGAUGUAUACUCAUGCAAUUGUCCAAAACCCCUAUCAUCAUCCUCAUCACUUCAAUUGCCUUGUUACACUAUUUAGAGCGUGUUCUCGUCGCAUCACAGCCAAGUUACCCAUCAGCUUAUCCACCCGUGGUCCGUCAUCCGGGAACAUGUACCUUUCAAAGGUCUCAACCAGCCUGCACCUUCAGUCUACUGUGCUAUCUAGCUGGUGGUGUACCGAUAGAAGGCUGUGGCGGUGAUAUAUCUGUAACAUGUUGUAUGCUUUACAACCCUUCGAGUCAAAAUUUUGCCAGUGAUUAUUCAAACACUAAUCUACCAAUUCCACCGGGCAUUGAGUUGCCUAACAAUCAUUUAACAUCACCUCGUCUUCCUUCAUCACCCUCAUCGCCCACAUCUUCAUCACCCACUUCACCUCCUUCAUCUUCAUCUUUAACCUCUUCCCGUGAUCAUGCACUUCAAACAGCCUUUCAUUCACCAUCACAAUCUCAUCUUCCAUCCUUGUCAUCUUCCUAUGAUGACAACAAAUCACUAGAUAAUGUUUAUCGAAAUACAGUUCGGAGAUCACGUCCGUUGCCUUCAUUUUUAAAUAAAGAACGGCAUUCUCGCAACUACAUCGGUGACGAUGUUUGUGGAAAACCAAUUGCUAAGCCAACAAGUCGAAUCAUUGGUGGUCAAGAUGCAUAUUUUGGUGAAUUCCCAUGGCAGGUUCACAUAAAAAUCUCAAAACACCAAUGUGGAGGAGCUCUUGUUAAUCGUUAUUAUGUUGUUACAGCGGCCCAUUGUGUUUACCAAGCUCCUUUGGCUCAACUUUCAAUCAUCAUUGGUGCCCAUGACAUUGAGGAUCCUCGUUACCAAGAGGAACCUCCACAAUAUUUCAGUGUAACUGAAGUUAAAAUGCAUCCUAACUUUCGCUUUUCAGCCUCACACCCUGACAGAUACGAUAUAGCAGUCCUUAAAUUAGACAGAGCAGUUAGAUAUUCAAGCAACAUAAUACCCGUUUGUUUACCUCCAAAUGGGUUUAAAUUUGAAUCUUGGUAUGGAGUAGUAACUGGUUGGGGUAAAACUGAUCCAGCGUUAAGUAAUCGUUAUGGGACAAGAUUGUUACAGAAAGUAGACGUUCCUGUAAUAAAUAAUGAAGAGUGUGAAAAAUGGCAUCGAACCAGAGGAAUCAAUUUGAAGAUAUUUCCCGAAAUGAUGUGUGCUGGUUAUGAAGAUGGACAAAAAGAUGCCUGUGUGGGAGAUUCGGGUGGACCAAUGGUGAUAUUUUUAAAUGGUCGAUGGGCCUUAGCGGGAAUCACUUCGGCUGGGUUUGGUUGUGCUCAAUCAAGACAACCAGGAAUCUAUCACAGAGUCUCUCAUACUGUUAAUUGGCUGUUGGCAAAUAUCAAUGAUUAACCUUAGUGUUGUUAGGAAACAAAUUAAGUGAUCUUAGAGCAAAAAUGUUUACUUGACUGGUCUUGUAAAUAUUAUUGUUACAAUUAAUCCAAAUUGUACUUGUACUGUUUUUUUUUGCAAAUUAUUUAAUUGAAGAUCAACUAUGUUAAUUCAAACAAACCAUGAACCCAUUUAAUCAAUCAACAAUGAGCUAAGUGAGACAAUAUCGAAUGGUAAAGUUCAAUGUGAAAACCCACCUUUGAUUUCGAGUUUAGAAGUACAUUUGAGACUGAUUAUCGAGUUAAUUGUCAUUUUUUGAUUACUCGAUAAUUUUGAACCUUUUGGCCCAACCAUCAAUUUCAUGCAAUGAAUUUUUUUAUAUCACGAGUGGUUCAUUUAUUUCAUGAAAUUGAUGAACCAAUUAUUUUGUGUAAAUUUUCAUCAUUUCUAACAAAUUUAGCAUUAAAUUAUGUUCACUGAUUCGCUAAAUUUAUAAUAAAUUCAUUUGCUUAAUGUGAACCGGUUAAGUUUGAGAGUAAACCCGUCGCGUAAAUUAUCAAUGGAUAAAUAAAGAAUGAACUUUUUAAAUUUCAACAAUUAAUUAUGUUUAUUUUCAUCAUCAUUUCCAAGUGAACACAGGUUUCAUCGUGAAUGUUCAGGGCUUAUCCGAGAAUACUUUGUACGAGAUCAAUGACUGGUUCAGGUUCUGGGUUUGGUUCG
Messenger RNA from Tetranychus urticae (two-spotted spider mite), 2660 nucleotides. Its product is annotated as serine protease 27. NCBI's taxonomy places the organism in Eukaryota, Metazoa, Arthropoda, Arachnida, Trombidiformes, Tetranychidae. Gene Ontology annotation, molecular function: serine-type endopeptidase activity. The record is from RefSeq and is a predicted model, not a curated record. Gene Ontology annotation, biological process: proteolysis.